This is a messenger RNA of Pecten maximus, 3652 nucleotides long. RefSeq names its product G-protein coupled receptor GRL101-like. Gene Ontology annotation, cellular component: membrane. Gene Ontology annotation, molecular function: protein binding; protein-hormone receptor activity; G protein-coupled receptor activity. Gene Ontology annotation, biological process: G protein-coupled receptor signaling pathway. Lineage: Eukaryota; Metazoa; Mollusca; Bivalvia; Pectinida; Pectinidae. The record is from RefSeq and is a predicted model, not a curated record. The transcript is spliced from 5 exons. Bases 1 to 1617 code for a protein of 538 amino acids.
AUGGCGUUUUUAGGUUUGCAUUUACUGAAAGAGUUAAGCAUUAUUGGUUCACAACUCCGCUAUCUCUCUGCGAACACUUUUCUUGGUAUUGGUGCUCUGAUUUAUUUGAAUCUCAGCUCAAACCAUAUAGAAAAUAUAGGCCAUGGCACAUUUAACAACCUAGCUUAUGUCAAAACACUUGAUCUACGUAACAAUAAUUUACAGCUAAAGCAAAAUAUGUUCCAGGGUCUAUCAAGCCUAAGAGUUCUGUAUGUCGACUCUUACACUCUUUGUUGUGCUAAACCUGGCUCGGUUACGGAUCCGAACUGUUUCGCUCCGCGCGACAGUAUCUCUUCGUGUACAGAUCUGAUCCGCUUGUCUGUUUUGCGAGUUGCUCUUUGGAUCAUUGGGCUAUGUGCAGUCCUUGGCAAUUUGUUCGUUUUAGUUUAUCGCUUUAAGUACGACCAGGCUAAUCUGAAGAAAAGUUACUCCGUUUUUGUCAUCAAUUUGGGCUUGUCAGAUAUCCUGAUGGGAAUUUAUAUGAUAAUAAUUGGCAUUGCUGAUGCAGUUUACAGAGAUCGCUAUGUAUGGGAGGAGAAUGAUUGGCGACGCAGUACUACGUGCACAGUUAGUGGGAUUUUGUCCACCAUAUCAAGUGAGGCAUCCGCUUUUACUAUCCUUUUUAUAACUCUUGAUAGAACUAUGGCUAUUGCUUUUCCAUUUUCAUUACGACAAUUUACAAUGAAAUCUGCUCUUAUUACAUCCGUCAUCCUAUGGAUUAUUUCCAUAGUGAUAGCCGUACUUCCGGUGUUUACCUUCACAGAUUACUUCCGGGGAGAGUUUUAUAGCUCUUCCGGUGUGUGUAUUGCACUUCCGUUGUCAGAUUACACAACACCUGGUUCGGAAUAUUCAGUAGCUAUCUAUGUGGGUCUGAACUUUGUCAUCUUCAUUAUGAUCGCAGUUUGCCAGUUUGUGAUAUACCGAAAAAGCCGAACCAACUUGACACUCAGAAAGACGACAAGUAAACAGAAUAAGGACAUCACUGUAGCAAAAGGACUCGCCGCUGUUGUCGCUACAGAUUUUUUCUGCUGGUUUCCUAUUUGUGUCUUGGGUAUAUGGACGUCACUGGGAGGUAGAUUAUCGGGGGAUACGUACGCCUGGGUCAUGGUUCUGGUACUGCCGAUCAACUCUGCGCUUAAUCCGUUUCUCUACACAUUUGCUAACACGUGGAGAAACAGAAAGACCCACCAUCGCCAACAUUCUAAGUAUGGGCGCGAGAAAUCAGAAGCUGAGAUGACCAAUGUGGUUUUGGAAGUUUUGAACACAUUCCGCCACAAAAGGGGAAGCAAGUCUCUUACGGAAUAUCUGUGUGACUCCGAAACAGAUUUACAAGUGAAAAAUGCCUUCAAUAUCGUCCAUCACUUGUCCGCAUGUUUGGUCUACCUUCACAAACAAGAACUCGUCCAUGGAAAUAUUUCUGCUGAAUCAAUAGAGAUAUCUUUGGAGAAUGACAGAGUGACAGAUGCGGUAUUCCCAAUGGAUCAUCACCAAGUGCCCCAUGACUUUGGACAAUUAAACGAUAUCUACGAUCUUGGUAUGGUAGUGAAGGUACUGCUGAAGAAAAUAAAACUUCCAUAAACAUGUCAUCGGACCUGGAUGUGACGUAAUCAGACGUUAAGAAUUAUAUCUGAAAGCAUAAAUUCCUGUUACGCGAGAGCUUGCGAUGGUGUAUAGUCAGAAUACCUACAAAGACAAAAACAUGUAGUUUCCAUGUACCAUCACGUCACUUUCUUCCAAGAAAGAUACUUAUUAUGUGUAACGUCGCACCAACUAACAUAUAUGGACAAAGUAAUUCGUGAUGGUUGUCAUUAUAUGCCUAGCAUUUUUCAAUGUUAGUUUUAUUUUCUGAUUUCACUAAGUGUUAGUAUUUUCAUUGGAGGAAUUGAUGACUAUAGAGCAAAUAAGCAUUCUCUAUGGAUUAGUCGACUUUAGUUCUUAAAGGUGGCGAGACGCGAUAGUGUUUGUUUAAAUAUAUCACAAGAUCAUUAAUCUAUUUAUGCUGGUCAAUGUACUAAUCAUUUGUUGUUGAUAAGCCUUGAUUUCCCUAAAUAUAUAUAUAUGUAUACUAAUCUUUUAUGUGGUCUUCAAAAGUCACUUUAUAUUCGUAUCCGUUUUAGUUCAUUUCUUCGACAUUUCAGAUUGUAUUUAAAUCGGUCACCAGACCGGAAGAUUACAAUAUGUUCACCUGAAUCGUGACAAGUGGGUAAUUCUGAUGGUGAAUAUUGCCAAUCAAGUUCCCAAACCGAUCUCGGUGAAAAACACGUUACUUUGAUUAUAUAUAGAUAUGUUUUCCGCAUUUCACGUAAAAACAUAUGGUUACACUUUAUAUAACGACGUCAUCAAAAUAAUAACUCCAAGACACUAUCAAACAAAGUACUCGAACAAGACACGGUCAAACUAAGUAAUCAACUAAGACACUAUCACACUAAGUACUCAACUAAGACGCUAUCAAACUAAGUACUCGAACAGUAUACUAUCAAACUAAGUAAUUAACUAAGACACUAUCAUACUAAGUACUCAACUAAAACACUAUCAAACUAAGAACUCUAACAAGACACCAUCAAAUGAAGAACUCUUACAAGACACUAUCACACUAAGUACUCAAACAAGACACUAUCAAACAAUGUACUCAAACAAGACACUAUCAAACAAUGUACUCAAACAAGACACUAUCAAACAAUGUACUCAAACAAGACACUAUCAAACCUAGUACUAUAACAAGACGAUAUCAAACUUAGUACUCGAACAAGACACUAUCAAACUUAGUACUCUAAUAAGACACUAUUCAACUUAGUACUCUAAUAAGACACUAUUCAACUUAGUACUCUAACAAGACACUCACAGAAAGUACUCGAACAAGACACGAUCAAACCGUGUAUUCUAACAAGAUUCUAUCAAAGUACUCAAUCAAGACACUAUCACACUAAAUACUCAAACAAUACACAAUCAAACCUAGCACUCUAACAAGACACUAUGAAACUAAGUACUCGAACAAGACACUAUCAAACUAAGUAUUCAAAUAAGACACUAUCAACCUAAGUAUUCAAGCAAGAAACACUUAAACUAAGUAUUUAAACACUUUUGGACACUAUUACACUAAGUACUAAUUUAAGACAGUGUCAACCAAGACACUUUCAAACUUGGUAUUUAACAAGACACUAUCAGACUAUGAAUACUCUGUCACAUAUACCAGUGGUUCAAGGGCGACAACUCUUACACAAAUAUAAGACUGUUGCAACAUUGUAUGUAAAUAGAAUUUUCUGGAAUCUUCUUGAAUAGAGAUGUGUCAUAAUAUUUUGUUUACGUGUUUGCGUUUAUGUGUGUUAAAGAUUUCUAGUAAAGAAAUGGCUGGAAAAUAACUGGAGAGACAAAUUGUUAUUCAGAACUGGUUUACAAUUGUCGAGGUGAGCUUGAAGAAUGUAUAUUAGAUUAUGAAUUGCCUGAUAUUGAGAACCGAUUAACACCUGUUAAGGAACUGUUGGAUUUAUAAACAUUCUUAAUUCUGGAAAAAUGGAUGUGAAAGGAUUACUAAGGACAUUUGUUAUAGGUUUAGUAAUAUACAGUGUUAAUAUAAUACAUCACCUUGUAAAACACGUUAUUUUUAAUUGUGAAU